AUGAAGAUCGUCAUCAUCGGAGCCGGCAUCUCCGGCUGCGCCGCUUACCUCUCGCUGAAAAAGCACCUGCCGCGCCCUGAAGACCAUUCGUACACCAUCUACGAGUCCCACGACACCAGCAAGGACACCACCAGCGACGACCGCUCCUAUGCUGACGGACACUCGUCCACGCUCGUCGUCGGCGGCGGGUUGGGCGUCGGCCCCAACGGCCUCAAUGUCCUCCGACGGCUGGACGAGGACCUCCUCCGGGACGUCGUCCGCGGCGGCUACGCCGUGUCGCAUUCGUACAUGAAGAACAAGCACGGGCGGGUGCUUGUGCGGAUGGCGGCGCAGAAGAAAAGCACAAGGACGAUGAACCUCGUAGCCUGCAGCCGGCACUCGCUCUGGCGCAGUCUGCGAACCCGCAUCCCGGACGAGAUCAUCGUCAACAAGCGCGUCUCCGAGGUCGUUGCCAACCCCGACGGACGGAAUCUGGUGCACUUCACCGACGGCAGUCCGCCUGUCGAAGCGGAUCUGGUCAUUGGCGCGGAUGGACUCAAGAGUACUGUGAAAAGGGCCCUGUUCCCGGGAACGACGAAUCCUUAUCCGCAUCAGUACGAAGGCCUCGUCGGCAUCGGCGGCUUCAUCCCCUGCUCAGACGACAUCCGCGCACACAUCGACAAAGGUAGCAUGAGCUUCGUGUUCGGCGGCAACGGGUUCUUUGGAUACUUCUACGCAAACAGCUCGCCGUCAGAUCCUAAUCGGGAGUCAGCGUACCACGUCUCCGAGCAGGGGGACACAGUGGCGUGGUGGUCGACCUACGAGCUGGACGAGUGCCCGAAGGACCCCAAGGCCAUUGACCGCGAGGACGUGGCCAGGCAGCUGCGCGAGCGCCACGCCGGGUGGAAGGACCCCGUGGUUCAGAAGAUCAUUAACAUGGGCGUGCAGAUCGACAGCGUGUACCCGACAUGGACGUCGCCGGAACUCCCGACCUGGGAACGCGACGGGGUCGUGCUCAUCGGCGACGCGGCACACGCGCUGCCGUCCACGUCGGGACAGGGCUCGUCGCAGGCUCUCGAGGACGUGGAAGCCUUCACGCUGUUUCUGGCGCAUUAUCUCCGGCAGGCAUACGACCGCAGCUCUGCAUCACAGUCUGGCCCGCAAACGGAGAAGCAAGCCAUCAAAACAGCAGCAAAGCAGUACAUGGCCCUGCGCCAGCCGCACGUGAAACAAAUCCUCGACCGCGCGCGGCAGAUGCAGAAUAACAAGAGAAACAUGUCUGUCGUGGAGGAGUAUCUGAUGUACGCCGUGAUGUGGAUUAUUGGAUCCUUCUUCCCCUCCCUCAUGAUGAAACCUCAGCAGGCGGUCUUUGAGUAUAAUAUCGCAGAGGAGGUUGAGAAGGUUCUUCGUCAGGAACAACAGCAGCAGACACAGCAGCAGAAGAAGUGA
This is a messenger RNA of Rasamsonia emersonii CBS 393.64, 1428 nucleotides long. RefSeq lists its product as uncharacterized. The record is from RefSeq and is a predicted model, not a curated record. Lineage: Eukaryota; Fungi; Ascomycota; Eurotiomycetes; Eurotiales; Trichocomaceae. Gene Ontology annotation, molecular function: monooxygenase activity; FAD binding. The transcript has 3 exons. The coding region runs from base 1 to 1428 and encodes 475 amino acids.